Dermatophagoides farinae (American house dust mite) is the source of this 1582-nucleotide messenger RNA. RefSeq names its product stargazin-like protein (gene stg1). The record is from RefSeq and is a predicted model, not a curated record. NCBI's taxonomy places the organism in Eukaryota, Metazoa, Arthropoda, Arachnida, Sarcoptiformes, Pyroglyphidae. Gene Ontology annotation, cellular component: postsynaptic density membrane; AMPA glutamate receptor complex. Gene Ontology annotation, biological process: transmission of nerve impulse; postsynaptic neurotransmitter receptor diffusion trapping; neurotransmitter receptor transport, postsynaptic endosome to lysosome. Gene Ontology annotation, molecular function: channel regulator activity; voltage-gated calcium channel activity.
UAUUGUUUAUUUGUAGGAUGCUACCGUCAUUAUAUAAUAUAUACAGGUAUGUAUGAUAUGUGUGUUAUGAUGUGGAACACAUAAAUCUAGCAUCACGAGCCAAUUCGGACAAUCAGAUGGACUCUGCCAAUCACCCCCGCCCCAACGAACAUUUUGUUUUUUGUCACAGUCUAGUGGUUAUCACAUGAUUGAACAACUGGAACUAGAACAGGAAUCGACACCGAUAUUCAAGAUGAUGUCAGUAAAAUCAAUACGGGCAUUACGUUUAUUGAUGCCAAUGGUUGCCAUGAUAUCACUGCUCACACAAUCGGUUGCAAUCAUAACCAACGAUUGGCUACAUACGAUCGAAUCGAUGCCCAAUACGAAUUAUGAGAAAUUCUCAAUGCCAGCUGAAAUGGAAUUUUUCAAAAAAUCUACAUCAUCUGGCCUAUGGACAUUGUGCUACAAUGAACCACCGGAUACAGAACUUGAAUGCAAGAAAAUUGAUUACUUGAGCCAAGAAGAGUAUAUACCAGAUCAGAACGAUUCGACAAUGGCCAUUCCAUACGCUGUAAAGCAAGCGGCCAUUUAUUUUCUAGUCAGUACCGGUCUAAUGAUAGCUGGACAGACAAUUUAUCUAAUGAGUCAGUUGUGUCGUUCACGUCGUAUCUAUAUAUUCGUAUCGGGUAUACCAUUCAUAUUGUCCGGUCUAUUAAUAUUGACUGGCAUUGUGGUCUAUAUAUCGACAUUCAAAAAUGAAGUUGGCUAUAAACUACGGCCAAUUUCACAAUUCCAAGAUGCACUAUUCGACUAUCGUUACGGUUAUUCAUUCCUAUUUCUCGUCACGAGUCUAUUAUUAUCCGAACUGACCGGCACAUUGGCCAUAUUUCUGUAUGUUUCACAAAAACAUUUCAAAAUUAUGAUCGACACUGAACGCGAUCAAGUUCUUACACACAAUAUCAUCAAUUUGCUGCGAAACCAACAACAGCAACAAAAAAUGGUAGACGAUGACGACGACGACGACGACGAUGACCACCACGUUAGAAACAAAGAUGGUGUUGUUUCCAGUUAUCCAAGACUAGGAGUCAUAUCGAGUAGCGAUAAUGAUCAAGGUUAUCACAUGAAUGAUGGCGAUGCAGCCGAUGUAACAGUGACACCACAAUCACCGAUAGCGAGAGCAACUAUAAAUCAGAAUUUUUUGUCAGUCGAUUUUGGCCUAUUGGAUUCGGCAGCAUAUUAUCAAUGUGGCCGACAUGGUACUCGUGGACGACGUAAUAGCCGUUCGAAUGAUUCCUAUCUUGGCUCGCCGAGAGAAAGCACGACCGAACUUAAAACACAAAGACGCGUGAAUGAAGCACAGAAAUCGACUGGUCGAAUUUCUUUCGAUUCAGCAGUAGUCGGUGAUUCACUUCAAGAAUUGUAUGUUGAAGGACUCGAUGGUGGACGACAAUUUAUCAAACCAAGGAAUCCAAUAAGCAAUGAUGAUGACGACUCUGAUCGCUUCUUUCUCUCAUCUGCUCAACAUUUGAAAGAUGAUGAUAAACCAUCGAAUGAUGCUGAUGAUAGCAACAAUGCGAAUAAAUCUACAUUUGUUUGAAAUGUA